This is a messenger RNA of Branchiostoma belcheri (Belcher's lancelet), 1281 nucleotides long. RefSeq lists its product as uncharacterized. The transcript is spliced from 3 exons. The record is from RefSeq and is a predicted model, not a curated record. Lineage: Eukaryota; Metazoa; Chordata; Leptocardii; Amphioxiformes; Branchiostomatidae. Bases 1 to 1077 code for a protein of 358 amino acids.
AUGAGACCGACGAAGACAUCCUCGCCUAUCCUCCCCAGCAUUGACGACUGUGAGUGGACCCCAAGUGUUCAGCACCUCUUCUGGCGCCACUACCUCCUCCAGAGCCCCAUGUACUUCAUACGGUGGAUAUACGUAGCACUCUAUUCUCUCUACCUUCUGUUUGUCAUGCGAGCGCCUACUGACAGAGACAUUGUUGGCUACAUAGAGAACACGACCAUGGCUAUGCUGAUCCGCCCUGCAACAGACGGCAAGUCGGGUGAAUAUGAAGUAACUGUUAAAUAUUGCAAGCUGCGUGCUUCCGGAGGAUACAGGCUGAAGAAUAUGUCACUGAGGUACAAGAAAAGCAAGAGUGAUGUCCGAGUUUUGUGUUUUACUCGCAACGGAGUUAAAAUAAACAACAGAUGUCAAAUCUUUUCCACAAUCUUCUUCUACCAUGGUCAUUCCCUGCACACCAAGUCGCACCUGUUCUCCAAUGGCUUGGUCCGACACAUCGUGGAUAACGAUAUAAAGACUCUCCGGGAGUCGACCUACACUUCCAUUCCGUUACAUUACGCGCUCCUCCAUUCGUCAGUGAGUGUGUUAGGUAACGUGUCCAGAUAUCUCGGCUAUGGAAGUGCCUGUAUCAGAGAGAGCGUCGUGGAGGAGAGUAGGAACAUGAGCGCUCUGUCGGGCCAUCAGGCCAUGGAACACUGGAACUUACACGGGAGGGACUCCUUUGCCGGCAGGCUUUUUAGGUCACGACAGGCGUUACAGAUCGUGAUGGAACGCCACAAGAUUGACCCAAAGUUGCUGGACCCUCUUUUUAACCACACCAUUGUGCACAGUCUGGACCAUGAUGCCAGCACUGGGUGGUUGAUGCUAAGGUUCUCUCUCCACCCAUGGGAUACCGAAUGCAGCAUGUACCAGGCCUUCAACACCAGCAUGUUCCGUAUCCUGAUCACCCUGCCUAACCUGAACCCGCUGGCACCGAACACCAUCCGUUCAAUCAACAAGCCGUUCUACCAGGACCUGUACCGGGAACUGCGGAAGAUCGACCCCAAGAUGGCGGAUGCAGUCACCGCUAGUGUCAUGUUCUAGAUGGUCGUAUAUACAGUACAGGCGUGACGCAUAUCUUGAUAGCCACGCCUAACGCAUUCUACUAUAGCAUGUGCCGUGGACUACAGGAGAUUAACCAACCAGAAGAGAGCGUCAUAUGCGAGAUAUAACAAAAGUUCGGAUUCAAAAUGUGUAACUGUUUGUGUUUGGUAUGUGUGAAACCCUUACCAAGCCAUAUUUGCUCUC